Molecule: messenger RNA, 306 nt
Organism: Mucor mucedo
Lineage: Eukaryota; Fungi; Mucoromycota; Mucoromycetes; Mucorales; Mucoraceae
Exons: 4
Coding region: 1-306 (101 amino acids)
Source: RefSeq, a predicted model, not a curated record
AUGACAUCGAGCUUUUUGGAAAGCCCAGGAAAUUUCGAGUCGAUUAAUGAAAAAAAAAGUACAGAGUUACCCCUACAUACCUUACAGUUUUCGAAAGCUGGAAACUUGCUGAAUUCAUUUCCGGGCACAAAGUUACACAAUUUGCCAAGUGUUCAAGCUCAGUCAGCCUUCAAAGAUUGGCUAGGCCUUUUUCAAGGAGACUUACCACACAAAUAUCAAUCUAGCAUAUGUUUUGCAAAGUUGAUGAUUUACGAGUCUUAUGCUGUUUUACUCUUGUGGAGCGUUUUUUCUUUGGUAGAUUUCUAA